UUUGUUUCUGAUUUCAUACUGAGUCACAUCGCCGGUCAGACUGCGUUCAUCGUGGCGGCCUUUUACUUGUCGGAUAUUUCUCAGUUGUAUUCUUUGGUAGUAGACGUGGAUAUUUACGUUCUCUCCUGAAUGUUGACAAUUAACAAUUAUUGAAAGAUCUGUCAGACAGUACCGAGUUUCAAAUGAAAGUGAACUUCUCUUUCCAUCUUCAUGCAUGAAGUGAGCUUGUUUAUCAGUCAUCUGUCACAUGAAACGAGGGACAAUUAUUGGAAGAUUAACAGAAAAGCUAUUGAUGUUGCGUGUAUUGUUUGAUCAUCGCCACGUAUACCAUGGAGUCACAAAAAGGACUUAGCAGAGCUAGACAUUUCGACCAACAAGCUAACCCGAGACCUGAUUUCCAAGACGCAUCAUUUAUGCCUCAUCACAACCUGGCAAAAUCAGCAAGGCGCCCUCAGCCAUCAUUUAUAAUUCAGACCAGUCUUUACGUGUUUGUUGCCAUGGUGAUAAUGGCAUGUGCCCUGAUACAUCUUUUCAUCUAUCGACGAAGAAGGAAAGCUAAGAAGAAGAAGCAGCACACUUAUGAGAACACAAAUCCGGGGAAAUCAGGCCGAUCUUUUCUGAUUGAAUCAAAGCUUUUCGAGAAGAAAGCUAAGACGACAUCCAAAGUAACCAACCCCGAAGUACACUACAAAGAACCUGCCAAAGCCCUGUGUUACAGUAUUGUAGAUAUCACUGACAAUGUAUCAACCAAGGAACACUUCACCCAGCAUCUUACACAGUCAACGACAGUGCCGAUGAGGCAACAUUUGAACCAUCUACGGAAGUCUGAACCUGAUUUGAGGAAGUCUGGUGAUUAUUACGAGAGCAUCCAGAUCCCUCCGCAGCAAUCCCAAGACAAUCGGAAAGGAUUUGCCUCGAAUGCAAAGAGCAAGGCCAGCGAAGCCACGGCGAAGUUAAAAAAGUUUGGCGCGAACAAGAAGACAAAGCUACAGAGGACAUUUCAGUCAUUGACGAACCUUUGUGUGACAAAUCUAGACAGUUGUGAGGAUCUUUCAAAGGGGAAGGAUACAUCGAAAUGCGAUUACAAUCGAUUAAUGACGCCCCCAUCACAGUUGGGGCGAUCGGUUGGAAACAUCUAUGACACACUGAGCAGACAAAAUCCUUGGAAGCUAGCCUCAAGAGGGCAUGAUAGGUACGAAGAUAUUGAAGUUCAAAUUCUAAAAGACGAAAAACUCUCUAAAAAGGACGAGAAGAAGGGUUACCAAUCAAUAUCCAUUCCCAAAUACUGUCCGGAAAAGGGGCAAUAUAAAGAAGGACCGUUUCCACUGACGGGACUAGCUGGAUCGAAAACUCCAAAAUGGCGCUGUAAUCGUUUCUGGAGACAAAGUAAAUCGUCUGAAUACGACCAUGUUGAGUUGAAACUUCCAAUGUGUACCAAAUCUAGUCGUAAGCCAUCGGUGGCACCCAAACGAUUUAGUCCGAUCUAUUUCACCCUGGACCCUUCGUUGAAGCCAUUAUCUAAGAGAACUCACUUUAACAAUAUAUAAGUGAAACGAUACUUUCUCCGCUAUUUAUUAUCAUUCCUCUUUUACUCAACAUAUUAAAAAUGGUUUGAACUUGAGUUUCUAACUUUCCAUGUAACAAUGUGCCACGGCCCACAGUUUCAUGGCACUAAUCGUUUGCCAUAUCACUAUUUCUUUUCUUAACCACGUUGGUAGAAAGUUUGUCAACGAUUAGUGUGAGUGUUAUAAGCAACAACUCCAGACAUCAAAAUCUCGAAAGCCAAACCGUCAACGGUUAUUGGAAUAACUGCCUGCAGAGAAGCUAAAUUGUUUCGGUCUAACACCAUUAUAAUCUAGUGUUAAUCAUGUACUUUAAUUAUCACUUCGUAUAAUACCAUCUUAGGCGUUUAUUUGUCGUAUAAUGAAUUGAUCCAAUUGACACUACUGACAUUUGGUUUAGAUCCACGUUGCGUAAUGACCAUGUGUUCUAUUAGUAUAUUUUCUUUUGGAUAAGUGUUGUAGAUCAGGAGGUUAGAAGACAAAAUGAUUCCUGUAUUAUUCAAAAGUCAUGCAAAAUGUGAUCAGUGGCAAUAAGACGGGGGGGGGGGGAUGUAAGACAUUAUGAGAUAUGCUUGAUUUAAAAUUGAAUGUAACGUUUUGUACGCCAUAGACUUACAAUUACAUUUAAUCAUAAAAUUAGUCGUAUCUUUUAUGUUGAAGGGGCCCAGAUCAAAACACUGUGCAGUUGUGUGCGGGAAUGACUGAUUGAAUCCGAUGACCGGCGACCGGGGUAAUAACAUACCUGCAAAGCGCUUAGACACGUCGUGCCGAUCUAUUAAGCCCUAUAUAAAGUGGAAUAUAAUUAUUAAAACGUCUAUCAUAAAAUACCUCGUUAAAUGCUCAACAUGCUCAAUGCUGUUUGAUCAUGCUGGCUGGGACAGAACCGGUAUUAGACGAGGACUAGUGGAUUUAGACCAGUCGGUCAUAUAAAUGACUCAUCAUCAUACACACAGAAUAGAAUUAUUGGGACAAUGAUAGCUCUGGACAGCAAACAGAAAGGAAAUGUGUUGACUCAUUACCAGUCACCUUGGUAAGGUAAACCGUUGCCCUGCCAAAAAACUUUAUUGUCUUCUUAUUACAUGCCAUUAACAAUAUAUUUUAAUGACGAUUGAAUAUACUUUCAGUGAUAAAAUAGCUAUAAUUACAUCCAAACAUUUACUGUGCUAAUCCCACAUACUCUUACACAAACAAACACAGGCCCGAAUAUCUCCGCUUAUUAGCGUCCGAUAAAAUGAUAUGCAGUAGGUAUGUUUAUUUAUUUAUUUUUUUGUUUAUUAAUGGAUUUACGUAUUUAUUAUUGUGCUCAUUCAUUUACUCACAUAUUUAUUUAUUCAUUUAUUUGUUUAUUUGUUAAUGCUUUUAGGGGAAUACUUUAUUUUUUUUAUUUUGGAUGAGGGGGCUUAGUCAUUGAAUAUUUAAUAAUCUGCACCCAAUUCAUAUUUUUUUUCUCAAUCUUGGCAUAAUUAUGAAGCACAACUAUUACAUACCAGGCAUAUAAAAUUACUUGAAAUAAAGUCGGGACUUGGAGUUAAAGACGAAGCCUCUGCAUUGCCUUGAUAUCCAAUAUGAAAAGCUCAUUGCCCCCAUAAAACGUCGUUUUUUUAUUUUUAAAUUAUAAUUCCUAAACACAACUCAAAAUUGCGUUGUCAAACAACAAACUGGGAGUGACACUAUCUGCAACUGACAAUCUAGAAACAAACGUGAUCUAUAUUCUUUAUAGAUACGUCAAUAUGAAGAGAUGAGAUUAAGGUAUAUUGGGUGUCUUUUUAAGGUAAGGUGAGCGCUGAUCUCCAUAGCACGGCGUCUCCGGUACAGACAUACUGAACGGACAUGGACCCCGGGUUCAAUGGCUUCAAAAACUUUCACUCAUAAAGAACCUUCUAGAGUCUGGAGAUUGUAUUUGGGACUCGAGGUUGCCAUAGUAAUAGGACAUUGUAAUCUUGUCACUUCGUGUUCAUAAUUAAUCAGCACAAUUUUUUUCGUGUAUCACGAAUUUUUUUUAUCGUAUCACGAUAACAACGGAUUUUAAGAUGUGAGUCUAAUAAAGAUUCUUGUAAAACGAUUAAAACCUAACAUUUUAAAAUGAAAUGCAAACUUGUCAAUAGAUUUAAUCUAGCAUACAUGAAUGAAUAGAACGUGUUUUCUUUUGCUUGAAUAAACUUUGAGAAAGUUUUUACUGUCAAGGUCCAAGUUAUCAUGAUAAUAUUACCACCACGACUGCAGAAUACAUGCGGCUCAUAAGAUAUGAAAUGUAAUGUAAUUACAUAAAAACGGACAUUAAACUAUUGCUGGGCAAAAUGUAUGGAAAGAAAUGUUAUUCUUAUGAAAAUAAUUUGAUAUUUAAGGUAAGUAUAGUUCAAUGAUGUCUUAUAUAAUUUAAGGCGGAAGGACGAGAAAAGACGCACUGGCUGUGGAUUUGAACAAAAUAAUUGUAUUUUUUGUUUAACAUGAAAAGUACUUAUAAAAUACACUUAUUCUAUAUGAUCAUGAUGAUGUAUCAGCGCAUG
Messenger RNA from Lytechinus variegatus (green sea urchin), 4069 nucleotides. RefSeq lists its product as uncharacterized. The coding region runs from base 330 to 1547 and encodes 405 amino acids. NCBI's taxonomy places the organism in Eukaryota, Metazoa, Echinodermata, Echinoidea, Temnopleuroida, Toxopneustidae. The transcript has 3 exons. The record is from RefSeq and is a predicted model, not a curated record.